CUCUCAUCUCGCACGCCUCAAGAGGCAGCGCGCGUUCUAGAUAGUAUAUAUUUCAGUGGCAAAAACUCCCUAAUGACUCUUAUCAAUGAAGUAUUACUUGAUAUAUCUACAGAUAGAAAUUGAUUUUUAAAUUAUUAUUGAAUAAAGUAUAUAGUGGGAAAUUGAUGUUGACAAUUCUGAUAUUUAUUUUAUCGAUUAGGUUAAUCGAAGAUUGAUAAAAGAUUUUAACAAUGCUCGUAACGCAUCAUAAUUUUCGAAUAUUAUUGGUUGAUCUGAUACUAUAAUUAAUUUAACUGGCACAUAAUUAAGUGAAUUUGCAACAUGGGCUCAACGACAGAAACUGCAAACAACGAUAUGCAUUAUGACACAACUAGUUUUUAUAUUGGUCUGGGAUUGGCAAUUAGUUCCAGUGGCUUUAUAGGUGCCAGUUUUAUCAUCAAGAAGAAAGCUCUGAUUCACCUUCAGAGAUAUGGAGUACGUGCAUCAUCCGGUGGUUUUGGCUAUUUAAAAGAUUGGAUGUGGUGGGCUGGUCUGCUGUGUAUGGGCAUAGGAGAGGCAGUGAACUUUAUCGCGUAUGCAUUUGCACCAGCAUCCCUUGUAACACCAUUGGGUGCAUUGAGUGUUUUAGUAUCGACAGUAUUAACAUCUAAAUAUCUUAAUGAAAGAUUGAACCUACUAGGAAAGAUAGGUUGUCUACUAUGUAUCUUAGGUUCUACCAUAAUAGUAUUGCAUUCCCCCAAAGAGGAAGAAGUCAGCAACUUCAGUGAAUUGGUGGUCAAAACAAAGGAACCAGCAUACAUAUUGUAUGUCUUCAUUGUGAUAAUAUCCACUCUGUUAAUUAUAUUUUAUUUUGGGCCUGCAUAUGGUAAACAAAAUAUUUUGGUAUACAUUUGCGUAUGCUCAUCAGUUGGCUCACUGACCGUUAUGAGCUGUAAAGGUUUGGGUUUAGCAUUCAAGGAGACCAUACUUGGUAAAGAGAACGCAUUUGCCAACUGGCUGACAUGGAUUUUCUUAUUUAGUGUUAUUCUUUGUAUUAUGGUGCAAAUGAAUUAUCUAAACAAAUCACUCGACCUGUUCGACACGUCGAUUGUGACGCCAAUCUAUUACGUCUUCUUCACGACUCUUGUGAUAAUAGCCUCCGCGAUUUUAUUUCGGGAGUGGGAGAAAAUGGGUGCGGAAGAUAUUCUCGGUGCUUCUUGCGGAUUUAUCAUAGUCAUAGUUGCGAUAUUCUUGUUGAACGCCUUCAAAGAAACGGACGUGCAUUAUGGCGACAUUAAGGCUAUGUUCCGGCCCAAAAGAGAAAUAUUGUUAAAUUACAAUUCAAGAUGGAACUCUAGAAACGAAGAAACGAUGACGACUAAAAUGGAGUCUCAAAACUUGCUCAGUAAUACGUACAGCAAUUCAAAUUUCACUAGAACCAUCUAAGAGUGACCUUCAUAGAGAGAAAUAUGUGCCUAAUGUGAAAUAUUCCCAAAUUUUGUGUAAUAUCUUAAAAUUAAGAUUGUAUAGUAUAAUUUAUUUCUCCCAUUAUCUUUAUAACUUUAUUACAUAUGCCUCGUAUACUUAGUUGCAAAAUAGUUUAUUUUCUUACAGCAAUACAAUAGUUUACUUACACAGUGAUGAUUGAGAUCUUACCAACCUGUCAAAAUUGAGUCAUUAUCAACGGGCUUGCGCAAUAUAAUUUAUUAUAUCAAAUAUAUAUAUAUAUAAUAUAAUUUAUUUUAAAGCG
Molecule: messenger RNA, 1729 nt
Organism: Odontomachus brunneus
Lineage: Eukaryota; Metazoa; Arthropoda; Insecta; Hymenoptera; Formicidae
Gene: spict
Product: magnesium transporter NIPA2
Exons: 4
Coding region: 322-1425 (367 amino acids)
Biological process (GO): magnesium ion transport
Cellular component (GO): membrane
Molecular function (GO): magnesium ion transmembrane transporter activity
Source: RefSeq, a predicted model, not a curated record